Molecule: messenger RNA, 419 nt
Organism: Thlaspi arvense
Lineage: Eukaryota; Viridiplantae; Streptophyta; Magnoliopsida; Brassicales; Brassicaceae
Source: the annotation of a GenBank genome assembly
CCAGAAGCCAUCUUCGCUAGAUGCCACUUCCACGAGAUUGUUACACUCAAAGACACUUAUAGAGAGCCGCAUCUGUUUCGGUCUCCGUCUCCGAGUAGUGAUUACUUGAAAAGAGCCAAUUAUAAAUUGCUUUAUACUCAAGUAUCAAUAAUGAUGGACGGCAAAACGUGGAUACAAUCAACGUAUGCAUUCUCACCAGAUGGACAGCAAAUGGUGAACAUAUGGACAUCAAAGCAUGGACACAACCAAAGACAUCAACCGGUACAUAUGGAUUAGUUUGCCUUGUCAACAUGCAAUUGCACAUUUUUGAUCAAACAUCACGAACUCCUCUUUCACAAUUGCACUUUUUUUUAUCAAACAUCACAAACUUUUACAGUCAUUUACAAGAUUACAUCGAUUUAGUCACCUACACAAAGAAC